Prorocentrum cordatum is the source of this 1875-nucleotide messenger RNA. The record is from the annotation of a GenBank genome assembly. Lineage: Eukaryota; Dinophyceae; Prorocentrales; Prorocentraceae.
AUGCACCGAGCCCUUUUGGCCAAAUCGGAGCAGGCCUCCACUGGGCGCGAUAAAUCAGCUCCCCUGGCUCCCGCUAAGAAGGACACAGUGAAUGACAGCCUCGGCGGCGCCUGCAAUGGCGCCGACGUCAGCGGCGGUUCGAGCGCAGAUUGGCCGCCCGCGGGGAGCGGGGCGCCGCGCCUCCCGCCAGCGACCGUCGGAGCCGCGCGGGCGAUCCUCGUCGCCGGGCAGUUCGAGCCGAGCGACGUGCUGGACGAGGACGAGGCCGUGGAUGCGGAAGGGGUCAGCGCGAUCCCAGCCCUGCCCCAAGCGGUCGGCGCGAGGCGCGUCGACGACGACGCCCUCGGCGGCGCCCGCGCGAGCGAGGACGUGCCCGGCGCGGGCGACGCGCGGGCCCCCCUCGGCACCCAGCACCAGCACCACGAGCCGAGCGAUGUGCAGGCUGGAUGGACCGGCGGCGUCGGCCGCCGUGCUUGCGAUCGCACGGGCACCUGGGGCGACGGAGGCAGCCAAGACCGCCACGUGCACUUCAUGGAGGACGGCAGCGAGUUGUGGCAGUGGGGUCUCGAGGAGAUCGGGCGGGAUGGCGGCCCGAAGGCUCCCAGCGCCCGCCAGCCGACCACGGCGGUGAAGGAGGCAGAGAGCGAGAGGGACUCGGCCGAUGCGAACGAGUACGAGCUGCACGAGCCGAUGAAGACCACCUUCGAUGAUUACGGCGAUGAUCAGCAGAGCGGCGUCGCGCGAGACGGCCUGCAGGACUCCGACGUUGGGCACGACGCAGUCCAGGAGUCGGCGCGGCGCACCGUCUCCGUCGAUGUUGGGGUUCGCCAUGGCGCUCACGACGCCGAGCCCCACGGCGACCACCAGCAGCGCGGCCCCGAGCAGCCAGGGGCACAGUCCAACGAGCACUCGCAGCACGAGGAGGAUGAGCAGGACGGGCAGGAGCAGGAGGGGUUCCAGCGCGGCCCGCACUCCCGUGCCCCACCGGCUGCGGCGCGGGACGGGCGCCAUCAGCCCGACUCGGCUCGGGCCUUACAGCGCGACCAGGACCUGGCAGAGAGCGAAGAGCGCAACGCCGAGCGAGGGCCCUUACUCGAUCGCCUUAGGAGGGCGUGGGCCGCGACCGUCGCCUCGGAGGGCGUCGAGGGCGACGGGGCUCGUCAGCGCCAGCAGACCUUCUCCGUCACCGACGCCGUCUUCUGCUACCCGCGAGGCGGCCGGCUGCGCCUGACGCCCAACGGCAUCGCGCCCCUGCGCCCCGGGGUGCGGCUGCUGCACGCGACGGUGCUCCGCUUCAACGAGAGGUCUGGUAACUACAUCGUGUGCUAUGACAACGCGUCCAAGAACGAUUUCGAGGACACGGAGGCGGACCCCUUCGAGGGGAACCACCUGCCAGGCAACCCCCCCCCGGACUACGCCGACGGCACGCGGCUCUCCGUCUUCCUCAGGGAGGCUGGCGGCUUCGUCUGCCGGGUCGUCCACAGGAAGCUCACGGAGCUCGGCGCGGCCAGGCCGCAGCACUCGCAGCUGCCGAUCUCCGCCUGCUACCGCCUGAAGGACCCGGCCGACCCCGACAGCAAGGUGAACAUCUUCUUGAACGAGUUCAACCACGCGAGGUGCCACGGCGGCCUGCCUGCAGCGGAUUACGACGAGGAGGUGAGGCGGUACAAGGUAUUCGCCAAGGCGAAGUACUCUUUCAUCUACACCAUCACCGGCAGGCGGGCGGACGCGCUGGAGGGCCCGGUGCCGAGGGUGGCGGACGAGAAUGGCAGAGAGCUGUUCUUUUGGUCCGACAUGCAGUCCCUCAUAUCGGAGGACGACGACCGCAUGGCGUCCCACAACUUCCUGCAGGCGGGCGCGGCACGGCACCGGUGA